Periophthalmus magnuspinnatus is the source of this 4559-nucleotide messenger RNA. Its product is annotated as un-named hu7912. Lineage: Eukaryota; Metazoa; Chordata; Actinopteri; Gobiiformes; Gobiidae. The transcript has 2 exons. The record is from RefSeq and is a predicted model, not a curated record. The coding region runs from base 221 to 3385 and encodes 1054 amino acids. Gene Ontology annotation, biological process: cell-cell junction organization. Gene Ontology annotation, cellular component: plasma membrane; apical junction complex.
UAGCUGCAUCUUGAGAAGAGGAACAAAAUGUGAAACGCCAUGAGGAGCAUUUUUCUCCGUAGCAGGUGCAGUGUAGAAUGCGCCUCUGCUUUAAUAGUCUCCUACUCAGCCCAGAGCUGCUCCUGCUGCUUCUGCCAUAACACCGCGUCCGAUCAACUCACUGACGACUCGGCUGGUGUUGAUCAUGAAUCUGACUGAAGGGCACUGAAGGUCCUUUAAAAUGACCCGAACCCAUCCUCCUGAUAUACUGGCAUCAACUCUAUAUCGGGACAUCACUCUUAAUCCCAUCACUCAUCACCCCAUUCUCCACGCCUCUCCGCAAUGUGACCUGAAAAUGAUUGACAAACCUGAGAUUAUUAACAAAAGACAUUGUCGUAGCUUUGACUUUAUUGAGUCACUGGACGACCCGCAAGCUUUAUCCUCCUCAGUGGAGUAUCCUUAUAAGAGAUCUGAGCAUUUGGCUUUCAACAAAAACGUAAUGUGGAAUGGAUUAGAUCAACCAGGACAUCUUCGCUUUUCAUCUCCAGAUCUUUUUAACACCAGGCUCUUUCAGCAGCAGCAUCAGCAGCAAGACAAAACCAGCCAUCUAACGUGGUCCGAUUCUAAAAAAAGGGCAAGAUCUAAAAGUACACCACGAAUUAAGGCCACACUCACUCCGGUGCCAAUUUCAGUGUCUCCUCCGAGCACACGCAAAGGCAGAGAUGCACCUCAGGCAGCUCAGGACGCUCAAAAGGAAAGUUAUUCAUCAAACAGGGCUUUUUUAAAUGAAGUUCAUCCUAUUAAACUGCAACCCCACACUCCCCUAUAUGUCUCAGACUGUUUUGAAGAAGACAAACCAGACAAGCCAGCCACUACCCCUCAUGUUAGGUGCCGGGUGGACAUUAAACCAGAUGCUGCGGUCCUCCAGCAAACAAGGCACAAUGUACGAAGUGAUAAUCAGUGGCAGAGAUAUUCACAGGCCGGUAGUAGCCGAGGUUUGUACGUACAACCACCACCGCGACAGAUUGGCUCCUCACCGACGCCCACUCCCAGUGAAUGCUACAGUGGGGAUUUUAGACAAGGAUACCACUAUACUACUAGCAUGUCCCCCAUCUCUUACCAGCAUUUAGACUUCAGAAUGCCAUCGCCAACACCGCCAUACCUAACUGCAGAACAAAGAGCGUACUCAAAUCCUAACAUACCCACUAAGUUCUUUUAUACAGAAGACCCAGUCCGAUAUCCCAUCCAUCACUUCUCCAGACCAUACUUUCAGGACGAUCGGUCAAGUAUUACCAGCCAUGCUAGUACUUUGACGAGUCACUAUGACCCAAGGACUAGAUGGGUGCACACACUUCCUCCUCGUUCAUACUACACUGAUCGGGACCCUCUGCAUAGUGUUUAUAGUAGACCAUACUCUACAAGUGAGGCUGGGUCUUACAUGUCCCAUACACCAGUUUCUAGACCUUAUUUUGGAGAUGACAGCCGCUAUAACACAUACCACCCAACCAGUUCAGGGCUCUUUUAUUCCAAACCGUAUGUCACGCCCACAGAAACAUACAUUCCCACAACAAGACUUUAUCACACAGAAGGCCGUCGAAGACCAUCUGAAGGUUUCUCCAAUGACUGGUAUCGGUCCAGUAUAUCUGGUUACUCCAGCCAGUCCUUCCAGCACACACAUUCCAGGUUAAAAGAGACAGGUAUACCCACAUGGUAUGGGAGUGUGGACACCACUCGCCUUGGCGAAGAAGCUAAAAAUCACUCUAAAUCUUUUGACAAUAUUUUGUAUCCCCACCUGGAUAGAGGUCAGUCCGUGCCUCGUGGUCGAAGUUAUGAGAAUCUGUUUCACCAACCUCGACAUGGAGCAUCCAGUGAUGUUACCUCGCAGCCUGUUAUUCUGAAUCUCUCAAGCUCACCCAGACGCUAUGCAGCACUGUCUCUCUCAGAAAACUCUUUAGACAAGGGGUCAAGUAACCCUUGGAGGAAUACAAAAGGUGGACAGUGGUUUGUAACACCUGAGAUCACAAUCACAGACAAUGACUUAUGUGCAGGAAAUAACAAGAGGCGUGAAGGGCACUCGGUCAGCUGGGAUGUAAUGGACAGUGAAAACAGAUCCACUCCAAGGGUGAUGCCACAGAAGCAAGAAUCCCUCACAACAGAUUUGACCAAAGACAGGAAACAUAACAACUUUUCCCUACAGCAAAGUCUUGAGCAGCUGGACAAGCUCCUAGCCGAUCUGGUUGUAGACUACAAACCACCUACAAGCAGGAAGUCGAGUGAUGACCUCUUGGAUCAACUAAAGCAACUCAUAAAUGUUGAUGAUAAGGACCAAUGCACAUCUGGUGUGGAAAACCUUCAGAGUUCUGAUACACAGGUUACAUCCAGUAAAUCCAGCCCUGACACAAAUAAGGAAGGUGAUAGUGGAUGUGAUGCUCUUCAAAGGAGUGCAGAGGAGUGCUCACCUGACCAUAGCACAGAUGAGGAUGACAACCUGGUGUGCGCUAAUAAAAAGUGUAAUAGGGCUGAAAGUAUGUUCAAUGCAUGUUUGUAUUUUAAAUCGUGCCACAGUUGCUAUACAUUUUACUGCUCAAGAACCUGCAGGAGGGACGAUUGGGAAACUCAUAAAGAGACCUGUUUAUAUGGUCGUGUCAGUAGUGUGUGCCGUCAUACACUUAAGUUUUGCAGAGAGAAUACAGACAUCCAUAAAGCAUUCUCACGUGUUGCUAAAGCGGGCUACCUUUCGCGAGGGAGAGGGGUGCUCUUUCUGGGUUUUGCUAAUCCAGACACAGCUAACAACUUCCUGCAGGUGGGCCUGGAGAGCCUUCUCAUGUCUCCUACAUACUUAUCUCUCAGAGAGCUAGACGGCUUCAAAGACAAUCUGGGUGAAUACUGCAAAGAACUACAACAAGCAGGAAAUGAGUAUGAUCCCAAUGAAUGUUUCCUCCUGAAUGUAUCCAUAGCUGUUGGUGAACUGGUGCCUAACAGACCAUCUCCAAGGAUCCAAGCUCCAACGGUGCGCAAAUAUGCAAAGGUGUCCCUGGCAUCGUCUAGUCCAGAUAAGAAAGUACUCAAGCAGGAAAAUGAAAUGGAAACUCUCAUCUUAACUCCACCACCUGGGACACCAGACAUAGAUCGGGAAGGGGAGGAGGGAAGGAAAGCACGGGAGGUCUGCUUUGUCAAUAUCCAGCGUGAACUCAGGACAAGGGGUGUCUUCCUCCGACAUGAGUAUCCCAAAAUUUAUAAUCACCUUUGUGAGUUUGUAGAGAACAAUAUACGAUUCACACCAACCACAAUUUACCCCAUAGAUAAGAGAACAGGAAAACAGUUUAUGUGUAUGAUCAUGGCGGCAUCAGAGCCAAGGACACUAGAGUGGGUGGGCACACCUCAUCUGUUGGAUGAUAUUAUUUAGUAAAGCACUAAAAUGUCAGUCAAAUGUGUAUAUUUUGUAAAUACAUGGGAUGACUUAGGGUGUUAUGGAAGUUUGAAAACACAUGACAAAAUCUGGCUAUUCUGUGUAUUUUUAGCUAUUAUAUGUUUGCACACAUGCACAAACAAAACUGCACUUAAUAUAUAGAAAUAAUACUGUACCUGUUUCUUUAGCUUGUUGCACUAAAAUGAUUGAUGCCUGCAUGUAGUUCACAGGCACAACCCCAUGUAUUGGGUGUUAAAGAUGUUAAUGUGAUGUGCAGUAUGUACAAAACAUGUAUAAAGCACACUAUAUUUAAUAACAAUGUGUCUUAUUACCUCUACAUUACUGAAGUGGAUUACCACUUCCAUCUCCAAAUUAAACACCUGAGGUGACUUUUUACAGUGUUCCAUCAUCUGAAAAUUGAUCAGUAACCCAAAUUGUGUGGAUAAUUUUAAAACAGGCCUACUACUUGAGAUCAUGUUUAAAGUACAAUCAAAUCAAUGUUUUCCCACUAAAAUAUAUAUUUAUGUUUAUUUCAUAUUGUAAAGAAAAACUUGAUGUCGUUCUUCAACUGCUUUGUUUGGAAGUGGCCUUCUGUAAUAAUGCAUUUGACACAAAGCAAUGUAAAGAGUGAUGAGUUUAUAAAGGCUUGACAGCUUUCAAUUUAGGUUUACUGAACUAAUGUUGUAAAUUAACACUUAUUUUGCUUAAAGCAUGCUAUUUAUAUUCAGGUCUUUUAAUAUAAGCAUUGCAUAAUUUACAUUAUUAUGUUGAUGAAAUAUGGUUUUAUGCUUAAACAUGUAAGAGGUAUAUAUGAUAGAUAUCUAUAUUGAAUAUCAGAUUAUUUCGACUACAUGACCUUGAGACCUGAUUGUGGGUGAUACCAUAUGCAAUAAAAGAGCAACCUUAUUAUUUAUCACUGAAUUCUAUUUUAUCAUAGCCUAAAUAAUAAUUUAUUACUAAACCUGCAAAAACUGUUUGCUCUAAAAUAUAAAUCAUACAUACAUUAUGCUAUAAUAGCAGCACUGAAAGCCUCCAUUUAAUAUGGUCAAAGCUAAGGUUGCUCUUUUACCUGAUUGAAUAUCUUUGUGACCUUCCUUAACUUUAUAUUUUGUGAUGUUUAUAACCUAAAUACAUGAUUAAUAUGGCAUAUUAAAGGAGUGAACAAACCAUG